GCUUCAAUUAUCGCGGCGAUUAACCAGCUUAAGAAGGGAGCUGAGGUAAUGAUACUCUUAGCUGAGCUGAUGCGGGAUCGGAUAGCUAGCCUCGAGAAAGCUAAUACAGCAGUAUUAGAGCGUAGAAAACGUAAGAAAAAGCGGAUACAGAAGCGUGGAGUCCUUACAAAGGGAGCCGGCGAGGAUCUACUCGCUUAG
This is a messenger RNA of Bipolaris sorokiniana ND90Pr, 198 nucleotides long. RefSeq lists its product as uncharacterized. The record is from RefSeq and is a predicted model, not a curated record. The transcript has a single exon. NCBI's taxonomy places the organism in Eukaryota, Fungi, Ascomycota, Dothideomycetes, Pleosporales, Pleosporaceae. The annotation marks the transcript as partial.